GAUUUGUUGAUAUUUAGCAGGAGGGGUCGGCCUGAUUUGUUUUCGCAGUAAUUUUGUUUAUGCUUUACUACCCUUGACCCGUUCUUUAGACGAAGAAAGAAUAUCUAUAGCGUGUUUUAGCUAGAACUUUUGAUGUCCACAACUUUUUAAACUUGUUAUCAAAUUUGAUUGUAGUUAUGCCAGUAGGUAUGUCAAUGAUUUCCGGACAGCCUUCUUGCAAUGUGUGCAAUGAAGUGUUUGAAGAUGAAGAGAAAAUGGUGAAUUCAAACGGACAACUUUACCACGAAAACUGCUUUGUCUGUGCUCAGUGUUUUCGACCCUUUGAGGAUGGCUUGUUUUAUGAAUUUGAUGGGCGGCAGUAUUGUGAGUACGAUUUCCAGCAACUUUAUGCACCAUGUUGCCGUGGAUGCUCUGAGUAUAUUAUUGGCAGAGUUAUAAAAGCAAUGAACGCAAAUUGGCAUCCAGAAUGCUUUAGAUGUGAAAUAUGUGAUGAUACUUUAGCUGAUGCAGGUUUUGUAAAGAAUGCAGGGAGAGCACUGUGUAAAAGAUGUAAUGCUAACGAGAAAUCAAAAGGUGGUCGGUUUAUGUGUCAUAAGUGUCACACAUAUAUUGAGGAAGGAAAACACAUUAUUUACAUGGGUGAUCCUGUUCACCCGUGGCAUUAUAACUGUUAUGAAUGUGGACGGGAACUUGACGAAACGUGUCGUAAGCGCAACAAUGAAUUGUAUUGUUUACGUUGCCAUGACAAGAUGGGAAUCCCCAUCUGUGCUGCAUGCAAACAACCCAUUGAAGAUGAGAGAGUUGUGAACGCUAUCGGUAAACAGUUCCAUGUUGAUCACUUCUGCUGUGCUAAAUGUGAGAAGCCAUUUUAUGGAAACCGUCACUACGAAAAAAAUGGAUUGGCGUAUUGUGAAACUCACUUUAAUCAGCUUUUUGGAGAUAUUUGCUUCAUUUGCAACAGAGCUAUCAUGAGAGACGUUGUUACGGCGUUAAACAAAUGUUUUUGCGUGCAUCACUUCAUCUGUACUGGUUGCAAUGUCAAGCUUACGCUGAGGAGCAAAUUUCACGAACUGGAUAUGAAACCGCUGUGUCUUCGUUGCCACGAGAAAUUACCAAAAGAAUUACGGAAGAGGUUAAAAAAGGCUACCGAUUCCUCAGGGCGUUAGCGGUGUAAUCAGUGCGUGGGUUCGUGAUAUGGUGCUGGUUUCUAUCGUUUCGAUAUUUUAGGUAGUUUUUAACAAAAAACAACAACAAAAAAUAUUGUGAAGUAUUUAAAUAUAGUAAAUCUUUGUCAUUUUUUGUUUUGUUGAUACACAAAACAAUUUAUAACAA
Hydractinia symbiolongicarpus is the source of this 1332-nucleotide messenger RNA. RefSeq names its product LIM and senescent cell antigen-like-containing domain protein 1. Bases 177 to 1166 code for a protein of 329 amino acids. Lineage: Eukaryota; Metazoa; Cnidaria; Hydrozoa; Anthoathecata; Hydractiniidae. Gene Ontology annotation, biological process: positive regulation of integrin-mediated signaling pathway; cell-cell junction organization; cell-cell adhesion. Gene Ontology annotation, cellular component: cytoplasm; cell-cell junction; focal adhesion. The record is from RefSeq and is a predicted model, not a curated record. The transcript has 10 exons.